AUGCCUCUGCCAGAACGCUCGUACGGACAUGUUAAUACUUCAAGAAGUCCUACCGCCGUCGCUAGCGUGGAACAAUUCCUUCGAGCUACAUCAGGAGGGGAGUCUUGUAGAAAGUCACCAACCUACUCUCCCACCUCGUCUUCCCCUUCCUCUCCUUACUUUGAGAGGUUGAAGAACCAUAACUCAGAAGAAGACAAUGGUCUCUGUCAGAAGAAAUCAGUCCUCACCAAAGUGAAGGAGAGGGCCAUGAAAUUCCGCUACAGCCUCAGCAAGAGAAGAAUGGAGGACGAGAAUGUCACACCCUCUUGGGGUGUUAGCUUAGAAGAUGAUGAGGAAGAAGAAGAAGACCCUGAAUACCUUGGAGCCCCAAUGUAUGAAUCAGAGCUGGCACCUGAGGGAUACAAAGAAAAUGCAAGGCAACAUCCAAGAGCAAAUCCAGUAAUCUCUGAGAAGCAUGUUUUGCACCACACUGUCAAAUUAGGAGUGGAGCAAGAUUCAAAAAAAUCACGUGGUCCUGUCAAUGCCAGGUUCACGACAACAACUCAACCUGUUACUACAACUUCAAACAUGACAUCUGAAAACAUAGCUGAGAAACUGGCACCUGUCUAUGCUGGAGGGUCAAAUGCAGCUAAUGCUAUAUCCUCCAAAAUUCUAGCUUCUGGUUCCACGACUGCUCCUGCAACCAACAUGUCCUCACAAACCUCAUUAGUUCCAUCAUCUUCUAUGCAAAAUUCAUCUGCUUCUCUUUGUGAGAAGAAUACAUGCCAAAAGAGUGCUUCUCUAAGAGAUCAUUUCAUGAACCAGUCUGAAAAAGGUGAUGGAGCCAGAAAUGUGUCUACAAUGCAAAAAUCAUCAUCCUUAUCUGCUUCAAUGAGUGGGAAUAAGAAUAUAACAAGCCUAAAGAGUGCUUCAGUUAAAGAUUAUUCAAUGAACAAGUCUGAGCCAAGGGAAGAUGCCAAAACUGAUGUGUCUCAGCCUCAGGUGAUAUCUAAAGCAACGAGUCCUACGAGAACUUCUAGUAAUGCAGGUGUGAUGGACAAGGUAAGAGGAGCUGUGAAUUCAUUGUUCGGAAAUGAGGAACCAUCACAACAAUAUGGAGUCAAAACUUCUACUACACGCACUUCGUCGCAAACUCAACAGGUUGAUCAGGAAGAGAACCGUGGGAGAAUUCUACAGGCAAAUUGAAAAUCCUCCAAAGAUGUUCUUUAUACAUUUUAUGUGACUGCAUGUAUCUAAUAUAUACUAGUACUUUCUUUUUUGCCAUUUUGUUUAUGUAUCCAAUAAUUAGACUGGAAAUCAUUUCCAGUGUUUUGUAAAAUUCAA
Molecule: messenger RNA, 1323 nt
Organism: Glycine soja
Lineage: Eukaryota; Viridiplantae; Streptophyta; Magnoliopsida; Fabales; Fabaceae
Exons: 4
Coding region: 1-1185 (394 amino acids)
Biological process (GO): response to abscisic acid
Source: RefSeq, a predicted model, not a curated record